Messenger RNA from Myripristis murdjan (pinecone soldierfish), 1401 nucleotides. RefSeq names its product myg1 exonuclease (gene myg1). Gene Ontology annotation, cellular component: nucleus; cytoplasm. Lineage: Eukaryota; Metazoa; Chordata; Actinopteri; Holocentriformes; Holocentridae. The record is from RefSeq and is a predicted model, not a curated record. The transcript has 7 exons. The coding region runs from base 79 to 1260 and encodes 393 amino acids.
GUCAUUAUAUCCGGUCCGGCUCCAAAAACUGUCCGCCGCCGGCGCGUCGCGUGCAAAUUUGUGUUUGAACGUGCACUUAUGAUAGCGGUCAAUUUCACAAAAAUCCCGUCUUUUAUAAGCAGAGGUAAAUCAGUAAGUUUGUUACUACUUUCAAAUUCACACGCCAAACAUAUUUUCUGCUCCGUAAACGUUGCUCGCACUGAAACACGAUACAUGUCAAGCCAGCCGAAGCGACUCUGCACGGAAAACAUGUCAGCGACAAAGAUUGGCACCCACAAUGGGACCUUCCACUGUGAUGAGGUCCUCGCUUGUUUUUUCCUUCGCCAGCUUCCCGAGUACAAGGAUGCUGAGAUCAUUCGGACCAGGGACGCGGCCGAGUUAGCCAAGUGUGACAUCGUGGUGGACGUAGGAGGAGUUUUCGACCCCAAGAGCCAUCGCUACGACCAUCAUCAGAGGACGUUUGCAGAGAGCUUCCACAGCCUGUGUCCAGAAAAGCGGUGGGUGACCAAGCUUAGUUCGGCAGGCCUGGUCUACAUGCACUUUGGCCGGCAGCUGCUGUCCCAUCUCACACAGCUAAAGGAGGGUGACAGGCAGCUGGAGGUGCUUUACGAUAAGUUAUAUGAGAACUUUGUGGAGGAGGUGGAUGCUGUAGACAACGGCAUCUCACAGUGUGACGGGGAGGCCCGCUACGCCGUCUCCACCACACUGAGUGCACGUGUCAGCCACCUGAACCCACGCUGGAACAGCAAGAACGAGGACACCGAGGAGGGGUUCAGGAAGGCCAUGGUGCUGGUCGGGGAGGAAUUUCUGGACCGUCUGGAUUACUACCAGAGUUCCUGGUUGCCGGCUCGCACGGUGGUGGAGGAAGCUGUUAAGGCGAGGCAUCAGGUGGACCCCAGUGGGGAGGUGGUGCUGUUCUCCCAAGGCGGAUGUCCCUGGAAGGAGCAUCUGUUUGCCCUGGAGAAGGAGCUCCAGCUGGAGACGACCAUCAAGUUUGUGCUUUACCCAGACCAGAACGGACAGUGGAGGGUCCAGUGUGUCCCCGCUGGGCUCAACACCUUCCAGAACAGGCUGCCGCUGCCAGAGGAGUGGCGUGGCGUUCGUGACAACGCGCUGUCGGAGCUCUGCGGGAUUAAGGGCUGCAUCUUCGUCCAUGCCGGAGGCUUUAUCGGCGGGAACCAGACUCAGGAAGGAGCUCUGGAGAUGGCCCGGAGGACCCUGCAGGCCGCGGCCCAGCCCCCUGCCAACGGCAGCAGUUGACCGGCCAGGGGGGACGGCCAACUGCAGAUUUUCUUUCACCAGUCAGUCUUUAGAGGUGAUUGCAACAAUCGAAAUUUUACUCAUUUACUCGUUUGUGACUUGUACUUCCCAGUCAGGGCAAGUACUACUUCAUUCUGCUUU